Sphenostylis stenocarpa is the source of this 987-nucleotide messenger RNA. The record is from the annotation of a GenBank genome assembly. Lineage: Eukaryota; Viridiplantae; Streptophyta; Magnoliopsida; Fabales; Fabaceae.
AUGGGUUUGCAUCUCACCUUCAACCAAAAAUCGAUGAUAUUACUAGUGAUCAUUCUUCACUCCUUGUUCACUCUCACAAGGUCUCAAUCCACCACAUGCAGAACUUCUUGUGGUGACAUUCCCAUCGAAUACCCUUUUGGCAUUGACGAUGGGUGUGGAAGCCCGUACUACAGAUACAUUCUGGUGUGUUCUGACACGGGAAAGCUCGAAGUCAGAACCCCUUCUGGGAGAUACCAUGUUCAUAAUGUUAGCUAUGCUGAUCCGCACAUCAUGGUCACUGAUCCAUUCAUGUGGAACUGUGAGGAUGGUGAGAAUUAUCGCCCCACAAGGCCUUUCAGUUUGGACACCAGCACACGCUUCAAGCUUUCCCCUCAGAAUGAGUACCUCUUCUUCAAUUGCAGUGAGGAUCACGUGAUCGUUAAGCCAAAGCCAAUCUUCUGUGAGCGCUUUCCCGAACACUGUGAUUCUUCCUGUGACAGUGGUAGCUACCUUUGCAGGCACAUGCCAGGGUGCUCUUUUGCUAUGAGUGGUAGUUCUUGCUGCUCUUACUCUCCCAGAGCAACUGAGUCGUUGAGGUUGAUGCUCAAGUAUUGUACUAGUUACACAAGUGUUUAUUGGAGAAAUGUUGGGGCUCCUCAGCCUUACGAUCAAAUACCUGAAUAUGGGAUCAGAAUUGAUUUUGAUAUCCCUGUCACUACACGCUGCCUUCAGUGCCAGGAUCCUUCCAAAGGAGGAGGAACUUGUGGAUUUGACACUCAGACACAGAGUUUCAUGUGUCUGUGUAAAGAAGGAAAUUCCACUACUCAUUGUAAAGAUUAUGAUGCUGCACGGCACAGUAGAAAAGUUCAUGUGAUUGCAGGGACUGCUACCGCUGUCUCGGCUGCAGGGGCAUUUGGAAUUGGAGCUGGUAUUUGGUAUUUGAAAAAAUUGAGAGCUAAAUCACCAGUAACAUGUGGAGUUCAAAGCAACGAGAAUAGACUUUUCUGA